AUGACUUUAUUCUCUAAUCUCAUUAUCACACUGGUACUUGAUUUGGAACUCCACAAGCCUACUACCGAAGAAGCAUCUCACAUCCUAGGGGUGGAACAUGAAACUCGUCAUCAAGAAACGAUGGAUGUACCUGUGAAUCGGACCAUGGAACACCGUCGCUUAGUUAUAGCUUGUUAUUACCUAACUUCAGCUCUAUCAACUUUCCAUAAGAAACUAGAGAGCGUAGUCUGGUGUCCUUAUCUAGAUAAAUGCCUAUCAACAAUAGCAGAAAGUAAAGAUCCAUCUGAUCAGCUUUUAGUAUGCCAGGUUCGACUCCAAAACGUUGUGCGUAGAACAACUGAAGCAUAUAUACACCUCAUUCGCGAUGGCACGCCAAGCAAACCUGGUGUUUCCAACCUUAUCAUGCUCUAUAUCCAAACUCUCAGAUCACAAUUAGCUGAGGUCAAAAACAAGAUACCGUCACAAUUGGCUUGCAACAGUAUGUAA
Molecule: messenger RNA, 486 nt
Organism: Sclerotinia sclerotiorum 1980 UF-70
Lineage: Eukaryota; Fungi; Ascomycota; Leotiomycetes; Helotiales; Sclerotiniaceae
Exons: 2
Coding region: 1-486 (161 amino acids)
Source: RefSeq, a predicted model, not a curated record